AAGAGGCUGCCAUCUAGCGGCGAUCGCUGGCAGCACGCAGGGUGUGGAGAGCAGUUAGUCUGCGUGAGAGUGUACAGCAGUUACCACGGGCUGGUGAUGGCGGGACCGAGUUGUGGGUAGAACUGGGGCACUGUGUGUUGUGUUGCGUGUGUUACUGGGGAAUGUUACUGGGGACAAUGCAAGAGGACGGGCCAGGCGCCCAUAUGCUCCUCGUUCCUACAGUGAAAACAAGAGCUACAGACUUUUCUAUCGCUGCGAUUAUGGCCCGCGGGCCGCGUGGUGAGAGACGAGCUACCUGCGGCGCGGCGGCGGCGGCGGCGGCGGCAGCUCAUCACUCCAUCGGUUUGCCAACUCUCGAACGGCUGUCUCAGUCAGCUGGCCGCAGGCACCAGACGGCCCGCGGCUCUGAUAUUGAGGAGGACGAAAGGGACAAGUUGGCCCGUCGUGCGCAGGGCAGCCGAGUUGAGUGCGUUGAAGACUUGGAUACUGACGGCGACCAGCCGACAGUUGACGAGGACGACGAAGAUAUUGAGGUGGAUGUGGAGGAAUGCUCGGACAGCGAGAGCAUCCAGCAGCAGCAUGAGCACAGGCUGGGAACCAGAAAGUUGCUGAAGCCGGCCACCACGGCCUCGGAGUCAGGCUCCGAGCAAGGCGACGAAACAGACGGGGAUUCACCGGAUCCGGCCGAUGACAAGGCGGGCGCAGCGGCCAAAGUGAAGAUCCGGUGCAACUGCGAGGAGCUUCUGCAGACCGAGUGCCACCUGGAGACCAAGGAAUUGUGGGACAAGUUCCACGACCUGGGUACCGAGAUGAUUAUCACCAAGACAGGGAGGCGGAUGUUCCCCACGUGCCGCGUCUCCUUCACGGGUGUUAGACCCGACCAAAGGUACGCCGUGCUGAUGGACAUUGUUCCGGUGGACAACAAACGGUAUCGGUACGCGUACCACCGGUCAUCGUGGCUCGUGGCCGGUAAGGCCGACCCUCCCGCCCCCUGUCGCCUUUACAUGCACCCCGAUUCGCCCUUCACCGGGGAGCAACUCAGGAAGCAGGUCGUCUCCUUCGAGAAAGUCAAACUCACCAACAACGAAAUGGACAAGAAUGGGCAGAUCGUGCUGAAUUCCAUGCACCGGUACCAGCCUCGGAUACAUCUCAUCAAGUGGCGGGAACACGGAGGUCCCAUCACCGACCUUGAAGCUGAAGAAUAUCGAACAUACAUCUUCCCUGAGUCCGUCUUUACCGCCGUCACGGCCUACCAGAAUCAACUGAUCACGAAGCUGAAGAUAGACAGUAACCCUUUUGCAAAGGGCUUCAGAGACUCUUCACGUCUGACAGACUUCGAUAGGGACCCAAUGGACGCCUUGUUCAUGGAGCAGCACUUCCUCCGGUCGCCCCUCAGGCUCUACUCAGAGAUGGACGCCGAGAACAACAACAGCCUCUUCUCCGCAGCCAUGAUGGAGAAAGCCCGGGCUCACCUCCAGAUGUGGGGACGAACCGGAGGUCCACCUUACUCGACCGCCGAACUGCACACACUUCUGAUGAACGGUGCUGGCCCGGGGGCCGGUCCUCCUGUGGGCCCACCUCAGAUGUACGCCCUUGGGAGUCCUAGUCGAGGUGGUCCACCCCCUUGCCAACUCCCCAUGCCCCUGCCUGCUCAUCUGUGGGCUAGUGGCGGCGGUGGCGGACAGCCGCCUUCACCCUGGUCGUCACCGGCUUCAGUGCACGCCAGUCUACCACCCGGACUGCUAGGACCGCCACCCCUUCCACCCCCCAACGCUCACUCACAUCCUCAGUUGACACCCCCUCCACCUGCAACGUCAUCCUCUAGUUCCUCCGGGUCCCCUUCUCCCUCGUCAUCUUCAUCUCCUGCGGAGCUCCGUCUGCCAAGGCCAAUCUUUCCCGGGAUGAGCGGGCUGCAGCAGCGAUACAGUCCCUACCACCUAGUCCCUAAGCAACUGUCUCCUCCUGCGGCGGCCGAGAGCAGGAACUGAACCUCUGACCCACAGUGUUCAUGUGUGACGUGAUGCCCAAUCAGAUAUGGCAAACACUUUUCCUAUGUGCCGCUGUACUGGAUGCAUAGCAACGACCCAGUAACACUACCCGCAGGCAGGGGAACGAUUUUAGGAAUAUGACGCCGUGUAGUCUGAUAGACCUUGACCAAGGUUCAUCUGAAGCACAGCUGAGACCAGAGCCAAGUAAAAGCUGCAACCCUUUCCAAUUGUCCAUAUUCAGUGGGUUCCUGGUCACUUUCCGCGUGGAUAAGGCGACAGAGGCGUGAAGUUGUUCACUCGCCUUCAACUAGUGCUGAGGUCAAGAAUGAUGGAGCUAUACCUCCACUCCCCCGUACGUCUUCGUAGCUCGGUGUUUGAUUAAUUGAGAAGAAGGAAAACUUUAACUUACUUCAGAAACACAGACAAGUAUCUACCAGACUACACGGCGUGACACCACAGAAGACAGUAUAUUCCAUAGUCACCGAGGGAGUGGUCUGUUAUGUCAUGAAACUGUCAUCGGUAGGUAUUCAGAUGUUCUGUUCUGGAUUGUGACAGUUGUAUUUGGUGAGUGGUUACCAUUCUCCUGCCUCAGUCUUU
Cryptotermes secundus is the source of this 2585-nucleotide messenger RNA. RefSeq names its product T-box transcription factor TBX20. NCBI's taxonomy places the organism in Eukaryota, Metazoa, Arthropoda, Insecta, Blattodea, Kalotermitidae. The record is from RefSeq and is a predicted model, not a curated record. The transcript is spliced from 6 exons. Bases 162 to 1988 code for a protein of 608 amino acids. Gene Ontology annotation, cellular component: nucleus. Gene Ontology annotation, biological process: heart development; cell fate specification; regulation of transcription by RNA polymerase II. Gene Ontology annotation, molecular function: DNA-binding transcription factor activity, RNA polymerase II-specific; RNA polymerase II cis-regulatory region sequence-specific DNA binding.